Molecule: messenger RNA, 669 nt
Organism: Acytostelium subglobosum LB1
Lineage: Eukaryota; Evosea; Eumycetozoa; Acytosteliales; Acytosteliaceae
Exons: 1
Biological process (GO): carbon utilization
Molecular function (GO): carbonate dehydratase activity; zinc ion binding
Source: RefSeq, a predicted model, not a curated record
AUGACAAAAGAAGUGGACCAACUAAUAGAAAACAACCAUGCAUGGAGUAAACGCAUGACGUUGGAGGAUCCAAACUAUUUCCAACAGCUGGCAGAGUCACAGAAACCAAACUUCCUAUGGAUUGGUUGUUCAGACUCUCGUGUGCCUGCAGAGAAACUCACUUGUCUCGGUCCAGGUGAGCUGUUUGUACAUAGAAAUGUGGCCAACCUAGUGAUUCACACCGAUCUCAACUGUCUGUCUGUUAUACAAUACGCUGUGGAGGUGCUCAAGGUGGAGCACAUCAUCAUAUGUGGACACUAUGCAUGUGGAGGUGUUGCAGCAGCAUUUGACAAUCCAGACCUUGGACUGAUCAACAAUUGGUUGCUACACAUCCGUGACAUCUGUGCCAAACACAAAAAGAUACUGGCCGAUCUACCAAGAAAGCGAAUGCUUGAUGUACUGGUCGAACUGAACGUCGUCGAACAGGUCAACAAUCUUGGUCAUUCAACCAUAAUGCAGAGCGCAUGGAGGCGUGGACAAAAGGUUGGCAUUCACGGCUGGGUCUACGGCAUACACGAUGGAUAUCUACGCGACCUUGAAAUCACGGCUCACUCUCCAGAGAGUCUAGAGAAGAACUAUGUAGAAUCUAUAUCCAAGCUACAACAGGUGAAGACACUACACGGUAGUGGG